Messenger RNA from Adineta steineri, 315 nucleotides. The record is from the annotation of a GenBank genome assembly. NCBI's taxonomy places the organism in Eukaryota, Metazoa, Rotifera, Eurotatoria, Adinetida, Adinetidae.
AUGGAUAUGGCGAAUUCGAAUAGUAUUCUUUUACCUGAUUUAAUCAGUACUUGUCCAUUCAAGCUUGAAUGCAAUCCAGCAUAUGAAUCAGUAUCAGAUGCAACAGAAGCUUGGCUUAACUCUCAUGGUAUUCCGUACAAAGAAUCGGCACACAAAUAUAAUCUCUUGUCAGCAUUGUGUAUUUCACAUUGUAGUCAAGCUAGAUUGCGUGAAGCGAGUGAUAUAUGGACAUUACUUUUCUUGACUGACGACAUUCUAGAUAGUGCUCCUGUUUCAAACGAUGUUGAUCCGAAAAAAAUAUUCGAACAAAACUAA